Aaosphaeria arxii CBS 175.79 is the source of this 1173-nucleotide messenger RNA. RefSeq names its product amidohydrolase 2. The record is from RefSeq and is a predicted model, not a curated record. Gene Ontology annotation, molecular function: carboxy-lyase activity; hydrolase activity. Gene Ontology annotation, cellular component: cytosol; cytoplasm. The transcript is spliced from 2 exons. Gene Ontology annotation, biological process: secondary metabolic process. The coding region runs from base 181 to 1173 and encodes 330 amino acids. NCBI's taxonomy places the organism in Eukaryota, Fungi, Ascomycota, Dothideomycetes, Pleosporales.
CCGGAACAUUGAAAGCGAUGUCUCCGCAUUUUACCCCAGAUCUAAAUGUGGCACCUAACUAUCGAUGCUUUCAUUCUGUAGUCUCUUCCAAGGUGCUUUAUUAAUUGCUACAAGCAUAGUACAACCUGAUUCCUGUAUAGUUUUACUAUUGGCAGCUUUCGCUACUUACAGUGACACGAAAUGCUGAACAAGAUCGCCCUCGAAGAAGCAUGGAACAUUCCUGAUGCGGCUGCAUUGGGUGGUUUCCAGCCCGGUUCCCUCGCCCCGAAAGGUGUCAUUGGAGGCGACCUGGGCGCGAAUCUUCUCGACGUUCAUGGCACGCGUCUUGAGCAAAUGAAUGAGAAUGGCGUUGAGCUAAUGGUACUUUCGCUCGUCUCCGCCGGGCCUCAAGGCGUUGCCGAUAAAGCGGGAGCGGAGAAGAUGGCAUCCACUGCUAAUGACCAAUUGAGCGCAGCAGUGAUGGAGAACCCGUCGCGAUUUGCUGCCUUAUGCUCAUUGAGUAUGCAUGAUCCUACACAAGCUGGCCAAGAGCUUCGACGGUGUUGGGACAAACUUGAAGGUUUUGUUGGAGUCAUCCUGAACGACUUUCAGUCUGCCGGGCAAGAUGGAAACACGAUGCUAUUCUAUGAUGAUCCAGCGUACGAUGUGUUCUGGGCCACUGCAGACGAAUUAGGCGCGCCAGUGUACAUCCAUCCUCGCUCUGCGACAAACGAAAUCACUGAAAAGAUGUGGAAAGGCCGCGAACACCUCGCCUUCUCCGCCCUAGGCUACGCCAACAGAGUAAACAUGCACCUCCUCGGCAUCAUCACCGCCGGCGUCUUGGACCGCUUCCCCAAUCUCAAACUUGUCGUGGGCCACAUGGGCGAGCACAUACCAUACGAUCUCUAUCGUAUCGACCACAAGCUCAACCGUGCGCGCUUCCCCCAGAUGCGAAUGCGCAAGGACAGACUUGUGAGGGACUACUUUGGGACGCAGGUUUUCAUCACAACUUCUGGGCACUUUAGCACGCCGGCGCUUCUCUGCGCUGUUGCGGAGAUUGGGGUCGAUGCUUGCAUGUUUAGUAUAGACUACCCCUUUGAGAGUAUUCCAAAUGCGUCAAUUGACGAAACAGUGAUUAAAGAAACAUUGGUUGUAGAUCAGUAUGCAUUAAUGGCAUCUGGUGACAUUGUUUGA